Messenger RNA from Triplophysa rosa, 5575 nucleotides. It is a transcript of the gene klhdc7a, whose product is annotated as kelch domain containing 7A. The transcript has a single exon. Lineage: Eukaryota; Metazoa; Chordata; Actinopteri; Cypriniformes; Nemacheilidae. Gene Ontology annotation, molecular function: protein binding. The record is from RefSeq and is a predicted model, not a curated record. The coding region runs from base 1841 to 4699 and encodes 952 amino acids.
AUCAACUCAUUCACUUGGCCAAAUUUAAAAUAGUCAAUUGAAAUGACUGUAAAAUAACUACGUUUUACAGUGUAUCCCAUUGAAGUGUUUAAUAUUAGCAAGCAUGCAGGAGCCAAUGCCUCAUGAGAUCAAAGUCAUUACAGGAAAACAUUGCAGCAAUGAAUAUGUGGAUUAACAUUGAUGGUGCUGUUUAGGUUUGUCCUCUGCCACCUCUUCUCACACUGGAUGUCUUUAUGCAAAAUAAUCUCACUUUUUUUCUCUCUAACUUUCUUUAUUCGUACAUUCAGAAGAAUUUGAAUUUUCUAGACCUGUCAUGUAUUAAAGGAUUAGGACUAAACCCAGGUGGGAGAGGUGGCUUUAUAGGCUUAAUAAAAUCAGGAAGAUAGGUCCCUUGCUAUUUUGAGUAUCACUUUGAGUGUUCAAAGAAGGUAUGAAUGCAAAAGAAUUUUUAUUAGUCACUUGUGUCAUUUUGUCUUUAAAUUUUUAUUGUUUUACCUCUACAUAUAUUUACUAUACAUUUAUUAUCUUUAGUAGCUUCUCACUGAGAUUUAGGGUCUUUUUGUUACUUGGUUGAAAAUAAACGGCUUUGUCAGGUACAGUAAUGUAAAGUGAUAAAAAAUGCACAAACUGUAUUUUAAUAGCGUUAUUAAAAACCAUCUCAUUUAUGUGCCGUUAACACAUUAUGUGCAAUUUCUUAUGACAUCCAAACAUCCAUCACCAAAAAAAAAGUUUUAUAGCUUUAGAUUUCACUCUUAGAAUGCUUAUUUAAUGACUAUACAGUGUGUUUGAAGACUUUUUUCAGGUGAUUAGUUACCAGUGUAGAAAUACUCAUUAAAGUGUGCUAAAAUAGCCUUAUCUUAUCAGGAGGCAAUUGUGAUGAUUUACUUUGUUUGGAUCCCCUGGAAAAGUAAAUUACCAGGAAUCCAUUAUUCUGGGGUACUGACAUCUUGUGUGAUGCGUGUGUAUGAGCAUCAUUAGUGCAGUGACAAGCCUGUAAUGAAACCAGUGAGAUUAAGAGUCAAGUUUGUCCUACAGACGUAAUACCUAACUAUAGAUUUAUGUAUAAAGAAUUGCGCUCAUAAUGAAAACCCAUCAGGUUUAGUUAAACCUGGCAACUUCUCCAUGAUAUGUGAAAGGACUGCAAGGUGAACUCGAUUAUUUAUUUAUUUUUAAACAGGUUUUCCAUCAUGAUCAAAACAUGCUGCCAAAUCCAUUGUGUCUCUGCAUCCAAAACUCUUGACACAUGAGAGGCGGGCUAGAGGAGCAGUAAACCUUUGUGACAUGACUGUCAAUUAUUUACGAGUAAGCAUGCUUGCUAGUUCAGGUUUUCUUGCAGGUGUCACAUUGCAAACGUCUGUCCAUACAGAACAGCUUUUAGGAAGGUCUGGAGUUUAUAUGGUUAUUCGGUUCAUUUUCUGGCCAUAUGUUUAUGAAGCCAACCAUUACUGUUGUUGCAUUAUGGUAUUACAGGUUACUAGAACUUACAUAAUACAAACUGAGCUUUUUAAACAAUAUGCAAAUACUGCCUUUGGUGAAUGCAAAGCUACCUCAUAUCACCUCUGAAAUCCUUGCUUAUAAAUGACACAAUUUUCCUGUGUUCAUGGGAAAGAAUGUUGAACCACAGUAUUUACUGUGCAAACAGCAGCAUCCUGGUCAUGCAGCCUUAUGCCUGUAAUUUGUGUAUUAGCCAACUCCACCUUUUAAGUAAAUUAUGUUAUCCAUUCUCAUGAUUAUAUUUACAAUAGCCAGGGUAUGUUAUCCAUCUUUAUAGCCUUAUCGACAAAUCACCACUUACAUCAACAUAAACUCCAGUCAUCGCUCCUUCCACAAUGUCAUUUGCAUGUUUUGUUUUCUGUGGUUUUCCUUUCUCUGCUUUGGAACAGCGUUAUCUCAAUCCCUAACAAUGUUAACAAACCAAUUCAUUAAAAUAAAAGUUUUAUAUUGUACAUUGUCCUUUGCCAAUAAAUUGUUAUUGCGUACAUCUAAGAGCUUUAAAAAAAUCAAUCUCAAGUGUGAUGUGUUUUCACAGCAGUCACCUGCACCAGGUGGAAUGAUACUGGUCCCCACCCUCAGAGAACACAGGAUGCAAAUGAUCGCGUAUCAGGAUCUGAGUCACUCUGUCAGAGGAAAGACAGCUGAUAGUUUGCUGCUUCUCUCAGCUACUGACUACAAGCUACUGGCUGGAAACACGCUCCAAGUAAAAUCCAAUGUCCAGCGCAAAACAUCGGAUUCCAUGACAGAAAUGCCAAUAGCAGAUCUGCUCGGAGUGCACGUUGACAUGCAGCUCCUGGGCAAACUGACGCUGUCAGUUGCUACUAUGCUAUUUGUGACCUUGGUUUUCGGAUUCUACCACACCAGGGCACGAAACAGACGAAGAGGACAAAGGGACGCACGAGUAACCCAGGGAGGCUACAACGCACGCGAUAAUGAGCGAGAACCACAGAGUGAAGCUGCAAAGGAUGAGUCGAAGGAAAAACAGUCUUCAGAGAAGGAUUUACAAGAAAGCCCUAAAAAGGCAAACAGUACAUUUGAAAGAGUCCAACCUGAAACUACAGACUUGGGCAGUUGUGCAAAGGAGAAAAGGUCAUCAGAGGAGCCUUCACAAGACCGACUUACCAAUGGCAAAGUUAAAAAAGCCCAGACUGAAACUGUGGAUUUGGACAUUUGUGCCAAGGAAAAAAUGUCAUCAGAGUUGCCUCUACAGGAAAGCUUUAAAAAUGCCAAUGGUGAAGUUGAAAGGAGCCAGCCUGAAACUAUAAACUUGGAGAGUUUUCCAAAAGAGAAAGAUGCCGGAGGCAGCAACAAAACAGAGGAUGUGUGUACGAUAGUGGAUCAAACAAAUCUUAAGGUAAAUAAUGGCAAACUGAGGUUGACCAUACCAACUCCUGAUGGAAUUGAAAAAGGUCCAGAAAGUCCCAAUGGCCGGCGAUCCCCAUGCCUGUUAAAGAAGCUGGAUGGUGGUACUGGUGUUGGCAGGGAACUGAGGCAAGACCUUGGUCUUGAGGGCAUGUUCUCCAGUUUUCAAUCAAAGGCAGAAAUCAAAGUGGAGAAUGCUGAUCUUAUCUUGGAUGGGCCAGGUAACACAACAGGAGUCCAAGGAAAGAUCUACGAUUACUACAUAGAAUCCUCCUCUCAUUUUAUCUCAGAUGUAAGCCCUGUUCAGUCCAGGUCUGUCAGUCCGGUCUAUGGUCAAACUGAAAAGAGCAAUUUGUUUAAAUCCCAAUCACUGGAUUUACCUAAAUUCAAGGAACGUUCUCGGACUCCAAGUCCACAACCUUCACGUUUCAUUAUUAAAAAUCUUGAAAUUACUCCAAGAUUUACAAAUGAGCCUCCUCCUGUCUUCAAACCAGAAUGUGUCAGAUCCAGCAGGCAAGCAGUCAUCCGUCAAGACAGCUACCUUACCGCUGCUGACUCCGAGCUUCCAAUGCCCGUCCCCCCACACACACAUCGCAGCUAUUCUCCUGCACAAUUAAACAACAGUCAUUUAAGGUCACAAGAUUCUGCUAUUGCAAACACAGACGCACCUGCAGAACCUCAAGUAGAAACAGUUGCCGGGGCAAAAUUUCUACACCUUCCAGAAAACAUAGGGAAUGCAGAACUUGAGAGCUUAGCAGGGAAGCUGGAUUUAGGCAACUGUAUGGAGGCUUUAGCGCUUGCUAAAAAACACGGUCACGCCACCCUUCAGCAGGCUGCUCUCCGGGUAAUGUCUGAUAAUUACCUCCAGGUCCUCCGAGACCCAGCUCUCUUCGGCAGGCUGAAAGCAGGGGAGCGUGAUCAAAUCCAAACACAGCGCAUGACAGGAAGGAAGUGGUUGGUGGUUGCAGAUAUGGAUGCAGACUGGAGACGUCAAUCAACGGUUUCAGAGUCAGAAUCAGUUAAGACACCUUGUGGAAUGUAUUGCUAUGAUGAUUAUAAGGACACGUGGCACCUUCACUGCCACAUUCCCCAGGAAGUGCUAUCUAAAGGUUGUGCCAUGUGUACCAUGGAUAACUAUCUGUUCAUCACUGUGGGCUUCCAAGGCCUAAACCGUCCUUCAAAGAAAGUGUACUGUUACAAUCCAGUGACUUCAAUUUGGAGUGAAAUAAGCCCCAUGAACGAGGCGAGGCCUCACUGCAAACUUGUCGCACUGCAGGGCCAUCUUUACGCCAUUGGAGGAGAAUGCCUCUCAUCAGUUGAGCGCUACGACCCCAGGACUAACAGAUGGACCUUUGUUGCACCACUUCCUAAUGAGACUUUCGCUGUAGCUCACCGGGCCACGGCUUGCAACGGUGAACUGUUUGUGGCAGGAGGUACAUUGAGAUACACUCUCUUGAGAUACAAUCCUAAGACCAACACGUGGCGAGAGAGCAUGAUUGUGGGCAGUAAAGACCGGACUGCAGAAAUGGUGGCGGUUAGAAACUUUCUGUACCGCUUUGACGUCAGUGCUCUUGGAAUCAGUGUGUAUCGCUACCAUGCAAUGGCCCGGAUAUGGUAUGAAUGCUCUUCAAUACGUCUCCCCCACUGCACCGCCUUUCAGUGUGUGACCGUAGACAACAUUAUCUACUGCGUGAGCCGACAAUUCACCUUGAGGUUCCUUGCAGAUGAGGUAUCUCCAAGCUUUGUGGCAAAGGAUUUGAAAGUGCUCAACCCAGUAAGAGGCAUUUUGUUUCCUUUGGUCCUUGAGCUGACUGACAGUACCACGCCACAAACCCAGGUUUAAGCAAGGUCAAGUAAUAGGCAGCCUGAUAAGAGACAAACACUUAGUUUUGUUAUUGUCAGGAUCAAAUAAAGUGUAUGUUUGUGUGCUGCUUAAUUGGUGGCAAAUGAGAUGAAAUAUCAAGGCUAUUACAUCCAUUUGUUCUACAGCUAUAUCACAAUUACACAGCACUUACCAAUAAAUAAAUCUACAGUCUCAGUGGAAGCCAUUCCUUGUUUGGGCCCUCCAUCCAUUCUGAUGUCUAAAUCAACCUUUAAAUCUUGGAAAUGUUUUGUGCAAGUGCUUAAAAUGUUUUACUCAAUAUACUGCUUUGAAAUGCCGCAUGGAAAAUGUUAAACAAUCAAUACUGUAUGUGGAAUAAAGCGUGCCGCAAAUGCGGUGCAAGCAUCAUAAACAACAUGAAUGGUUGCCAUUCCAACAAUUUAUGUAAGCUAGCUAAUUAUAUUCAUAGCAUUUUCUUUGCAUAUUUGAAGUUAUAUUUCUUUGCAUUGUAUGUGAUUGAACUUGCGAGUUCAGAGAAUAUAAUCUAAAUCUUUUUAUUGUAUUUUCCUGCCAUUUUCACAAAUCAUGUUAUCUUGUCGUGAGAAUACGAUUUAUGUUUUCGAUCAGUGGUUUCACUCAUGAAUCAUCUCUGAUUUCUAAAAGCAUUUUUAAGUCAACACUGUCCUUACUAAUGGAUCUUUCCAUACUUUUUUACACAACAGAACCACUUUGGGGAACGCAGAGGAAGAGUUUAUUCUCUCUCUCUCUCUCUCUUUCUGUGUGUAUGACAUUAAACAUUAUAGCGCAAACUAAUGACUUAAUGGGUGAGAAAAGAAACAAAUGAUUUGCCUCUUCAUCUCUGUCUCAAUCUUCUGAAGAACUGGGAAUAAAAUUCUC